Brenthis ino (lesser marbled fritillary) is the source of this 846-nucleotide messenger RNA. The record is from the annotation of a GenBank genome assembly. Lineage: Eukaryota; Metazoa; Arthropoda; Insecta; Lepidoptera; Nymphalidae.
AUGACUGUUCUUCUUGUUCUCGGACUUUUUGUUGUGAUAGCAAUCGCACACAACAUCACAUAUUUAGAAGUACCACAGUAUGGAGACCCACGACACGAUGCCCACCUCGUCUGUCACUACGUCAGUGAAAAAGGUGACCCGCCACUCCAUUCAGUCAAGUGGUAUAGAGAUAACAAUGAAAUAUUCCGAUACACGCCAGAACAACAGCCACCUACCAGGACAUUCAACACGACUGCAGGGGGUGUUUCCAGGGGAUUCUGCAACGUACAUAGUUGCUCAAUUAGCGUUGUACUGCCUAAAAGAUAUAACACUAGGAUUUCCUUCACUUGUGAAGUGUCGACGGAAGGUCCAAGAUUCGCAGUUGUCAAUCAAACAAAAUACUUGACAGUUGCUGUAACCAUGAAAGAAGACCCCAUGAUAACAGGAGUUCCAGGAAGUGUGCAGUUAGGUGAAGAUGUCUUGUUAAAUUGCACGACUAAACCAUCAAUGCCAGCUGCUAACAUAUUGUGGUACAUCGACGGAAGACAAGAAAAGGGCGAGCCUUGGUUGGAUAGUGGCAACACAGAGGUAUCUGCUCCUGAUGACUUCGGUCUUCGCUCGAGUUGGCGCGCCCAUCGCGUCCGGGUGACCACCGGAAAGGGCUCUAUAUCGGUCCGGUGUGAAGCGAACCAGCCCGCUCGACCACCGUAUAUCAGAUCCACAAACGCAACUAUUGUUGUUGCUCGGUCGCCCCAUCUAUCUAUGUAUACAGCAUCUGGUUCGAGUUCUGCCAAGACAGCAGUAGUCCUGGCGUCGUGCAUCUCAUUACAUAUAAUGUUUUCUAAAUACAGUGCCUUGAGACAAGUG